Zalophus californianus (California sea lion) is the source of this 835-nucleotide messenger RNA. Its product is annotated as histone H2A-Bbd type 2/3-like. Gene Ontology annotation, cellular component: nucleosome. The record is from RefSeq and is a predicted model, not a curated record. Gene Ontology annotation, molecular function: DNA binding; structural constituent of chromatin; protein heterodimerization activity. Lineage: Eukaryota; Metazoa; Chordata; Mammalia; Carnivora; Otariidae.
CCUGCCGGUGCCGGUUCUCGGCAGGCCCAGGCUCCCAGCAGGGGCCGAUGGGAAAGCAGUGACCUCACCGGAUCUACGUGUCACGAAGUGUGUCCCCGGACCAAUGAAAGGGGUCGGUCCGUGGUCGCUAGGAGACGGCGGCGUCGGCCCGAGUACCCGCUGGUUGGAGAAGUUGGGCCCAGCUGGCGCACCGCACCGCACCGCACCGCACCGCACCACACCGCACCGCACCGCACCGCACCGCGAGCUAGGCCCGUCGGAGAAAGCGCAGUCAAGGCCCAGCAUGCCGGGGAAAAGGAGCCGUCGAGCGUCGUCCAGUGGCCGGAGGCGGACCCGCUCCCGCACUGCCCGAGCCGAGCUGUCGUUCUCCGUGAGCCUCGUGGAGCGUCUCCUGAGAGAGGGCCACUACGCCCGGCGCCUGGGCUCGUCCGCACCGGUCUUCCUAGCGGCCGUCAUCCAGUACCUGACGGCCAUGGUCCUGGAGCUGGCAGGCAACGAGGCCCAGAACAGCGGCAGGAGCCGCAUCACCCCGGAGCUCGUGGACAUGGCCAUCCACAACAACGCGCUGCUCAGCGGCUUCCUCGGGACGACGACCAUCUCCCAGGUGGCCCCGGACUGGGACUAGCUGCCCAACGUGACCCGGGUUCUCGGGCCUCGGCCGGCCAGUCAGGCCUGCUCACCGCCCGGGCAGCCCCGGCCUGGCUGGUGCCUUGGGCAAAGUCCUGGACAGUCCAGAAAAGUGGGGCAAGGAACCCACGUGUCGAAGCAAUAAAAACGAACGAAAGAAAGAACCCCAUGUGUGUGCUUCAGUCGCUUUGUGUGGGACGUCGUUGGG